Molecule: messenger RNA, 411 nt
Organism: Colletotrichum siamense
Lineage: Eukaryota; Fungi; Ascomycota; Sordariomycetes; Glomerellales; Glomerellaceae
Exons: 1
Coding region: 1-411 (136 amino acids)
Source: RefSeq, a predicted model, not a curated record
AUGUAUAUUCCAAUCCCACCACAGCAUCGCCAUAACGACAGCGAAGAUCCAGACCUAGCCGUGAACGACUUCCUGGUGCCCUUCGUGGUGGCAUGUGCGAUGGUCAUGUUUCUCGUGGUCAUGCAAAUCUUCAUCGGCAUGCUCGUGCACUCAUGGGAGGUUAGACAAAGAUACCUAGAGCUCCGCCGCGUCGCCUCAUCAAGAUCGUCGCUCUCGUCGCUUUCGUCCUUCGAGCCGCUGCCUGCGUACUCAUUCAUAGAUCCCGAGACGGCGCCGUUGCUUGGCAGUCCUCCGCCGGAGUAUCACACCUUCCUUCAGCAGGACGAUCUCGACACACAAAACGAGGCAAGAGAUGAUUCUCGGGACACGACGGAGACUCCCGGCCAAUGGAGUACAAUCAGCUUGGAGUGA